Coffea eugenioides is the source of this 3565-nucleotide messenger RNA. Its product is annotated as pentatricopeptide repeat-containing protein At3g54980, mitochondrial-like. The record is from RefSeq and is a predicted model, not a curated record. Gene Ontology annotation, molecular function: protein binding. The transcript has 3 exons. NCBI's taxonomy places the organism in Eukaryota, Viridiplantae, Streptophyta, Magnoliopsida, Gentianales, Rubiaceae. Bases 3 to 2573 code for a protein of 856 amino acids.
CAAUGAGACAUUUUCUUCCUUCUUCUUCAAAACCUUCAUGGCGAAUCCGUUACUUAACUCCCUACAGAUAUCACUGUUCUUCUCCAACAUUGACCCCAGAACCUGAAAAUCCCCAAAUUGUCCCUUCAGAUUCUCAGGGUUCAAAAAAUCCUGAAUUUUCUUCCAAGAUCCAAAUUUUGUCUAACCUUAACGAAAAUUGGAAAAAACCCAUUUCGGAAAAUCCAGGUUUAAGCCGAACCCAUGUCGUAGAAUCCCUUUUAAGCCAUAGAAAUGACCCUGCUGCUGCUUUCAAGUACUUCCAGUGGGCUGAGGGGCAGCGCGGUUUCUUGCGUGGAGUCUCUGAUCCUUACUGUGUUUUGCUUCAUAUUUUGGUGAGUUCUCCGAAUGAGUACAGUUUAACUAGGAGGUUACUUAAUAGUUAUGUCUCAAGUGAUUCUAGUCCUUCAGGUAUUCUUCUUUUUGAUCAUCUAAUCAGUUGUUCUGAAAGAUUCGACUUUCCGUUGAAUUCAGAGGUUUUUAAUUAUUUGUUGAACAGUUACGUCAGAGCUUGUCGAAAUAGAGAUGCCAUUGAUUGUUUCAAUGCAAUGGUUUCGCGUAAUAUUAUGCCAAAUGUCACGGUUGUAAGUAUUACUUUGAGUGCAUUGGUCAGGAGGAAACUGAUCUCGGAAGCACGAAAAAUGUAUGAUGAUAUAGUGGGUAGAGGGAUUAAUCAUGAUUGUGCUGCUGUGCAUGUGAUUAUGCGGGCCUGUUUGAAAGAAGGGAACAUGGUGGAGGCAGAGAAGUGUUUUUCUGAAGCAAAGGCCAGGGGACUUGUGCUUGAUGCAGCAGUUUAUAGCACUGCUGUUCAUGUUGCUUGUCGUAAAUUAGACACGGAUAACGCAAGCGAGUUGUUAAAAGAGAUGAAAAGGAAGGGAUGGAUUCCUUCUGAGGGUACGUAUACUAAUGUGGUGUGUGCUUAUGUGAAGCAGAGGAAUAUGGUUGAAGCCUUGAGGAUAAAGGAUGAGAUGAUCGGAAGUGGUCAUUCACUGAAUUUAGUUGUUGCAACUAGCUUGAUGAAAGGAUAUAAUCUACAGGGACAAUUUAUUGCUGCUCUGGAUUUAUUUAAUGACAUAGUUGCACGUGGUCUUAAUCCCAACAAGGUCACCUAUGCUGUCCUGAUAGAAGGGUGCUGCAGGUAUGGAAAUAUGGAAAAGGCAUCUGAGUUGUAUACCAUGAUGAAAUUUGCUGGAAUCCGGCCAACUGUAUACACUGUUAAUUCUUUAAUAAGAGGGUUUCUAAAAGCAGGGUUGUUGGAUGAGGCAAUUAAGCAGUUUGAUGAGGCAGUUGAUGCUGGUAUUGCCAAUGUUUUCACAUACAAUAGCCUUAUGUCGUGUUUUUGUAAGGGGGGUAAAGUUAAUGAUGCUCUUAUAAUAUGGGAUAAAAUGGUGAACAACAGCAUUGAACCAUCUGCAGUUUCAUAUAACAAUAUGAUUCUUGGAAAUUGCAGGCAGGGUAACAUGGAGGCUGCAUUGAGUUUAUUGUCCAAAAUGCUGGAAAAGAAUCUGAAAGCUAAUGUAUAUACUUAUACCAUUCUUAUAGAUGGGUAUUUCAGAAAAGGAGAGAAAGACCAAGCACUUAGGAUGUUUGACCAAAUGGCAGCUUCUGGAGUUCCUAUUACUGACUUCACAUACAACACGAUAAUCAAUGGGUUGUGCAAAGCUGGGUCGACAUCUGAGGCGAAAAGUUUUCUGAAUAAGCUGAUGCAUACAGGAUAUACUCCCCUUGUUAUGGCUUAUAAUAGCAUUAUAGAUGGUUAUGAGAAGGAAGGUGCCAUCAACUCUGCACUUGCUGCUUAUGCAGAGAUGUGUGAAAGUGGGAUCUCUCCGAAUGUUGUUACUUACACUUGCAUGAUUAAUGGCUAUUGCAAAAGCAAUCAGAUUGACCUUGCUUUAAAGCUGAGCACCGAGAUGAGAACCAAAGGUGUCGCAUGGGAUAUUACUGUGUACAGUGCCCUAAUAGACGGUUUUUGCAAAAGAAGAGACAUGGAAAGUGCACGUGAACUUUUCGAUGAACUCUUUGAAGUUGGUUUAUAUCCUAAUGUGGUUGUUUAUAACAGUAUGAUUAGUGGCUUCAGGAACAUAAAUAACAUGGAAGCAGCCCUUGCCUUGCAUAAAAGAAUGUGCAAUGAGGGAAUCCCAUGUGAUGUGGAUAUAUAUACCACAUUAAUCGAUGGUCUUUUGAAAGAUGGGAAAUUACUUCUUGCCUCUGAUCUGUACACAGAGAUGCUUGCCAAGGAUAUUGUGCCUGAUGCAGUCACUUACUUUGUUUUGGUACAUGGUCUGUGUAACAAAGGACAGGUGGAGAACGCAAGAAGAAUCUUGAAUGAUAUGUAUGGGAUGAAUAUGACACCAAAUGUUCUUAUAUAUAAUACGUUAAUUGCUGGAUAUUUCAAGGAGGGCAAUUUGCAAGAGGCUUUUAGGCUGCAUGAUGAGAUGCUUGAGAGAGGUCUGGCCCCUGAUGACACAACUUUUGAUAUUCUUGUAACUGGAAAAUACAAAGGAGGCAAUUUUCCUCUUAGAGUUUCAAGUGGCUAAUAUUAAAAGGAGAUCACUUGCCUGUUGGUGUUACCAAGUCCCUCCUGCUUCUGUAAAGGAGAGACAUAUUCUCCCAUUGACAUUCUUGGACAUCCUCAGUUGUCUUCAGGGUAAUAUUACUUUUUAACAUUGUAUUGGCUUUUGGGCGGGGCCAGCAAUUUGGGGAACUUCACGUGAUGACUCCUCGAUUGUUGUCUUUUAGGUUGCACGGUAAUUAUGUGCUGCCACACUAGCAGAGAAACUCUUUCAUGUUGAUAGGUUUUCACACCAGAUGGUGUUAGUUCUCUUCCGGUAACAUCUGCUUUACAUCUACUUCACAAGUUGAUCACUUGACCUCAGACUCUGGUGAAUUGCAAAACAUGAACUCUCGGCUUGGAUGGUGUAUGCAUGUACUUGGUAAUUUGUGAAGGAUUUGUUUUCUGCGAUCUAUGAGGGGUCCAUUGUUUGGACUGUCUUCCAAAGGCAAGCACACUUAGAACUGCUGAAGUAGAGCUGCUUUGAACCGGUGAAUGACAAACAGUCACAAGAUUAAUCAGCAACUUACUGCUCAAGAUGAUUACUUGAAUUCCACUUGCCAAAUGCGUACGCCUACCAAAAUUUGGCAGAGGAUGCAAAUCAGAAGAGAGCUUACGGGAAGGUACUUGCACUUUCGCUUCUGUUGCCAUAUUCUCCUAGUCUGCUCUCCAGAAAACCCAAAAGGCAGAAGGAAACAGGAGGGAGAAAAGAAUAACUGCAAGCAGCAUGCGUGCUGCAGUCUUAUUGCACAAAUUAAGAAACAGAAUCAAGGCUGUGAUGCAAAUCUCUAGUGCUAUUGCAAGCAAAAAUCCGGAGGACAAUGCUGAUGUGUAUAGACAAUCUUUUGCCUCUUGCAGAAAAAUGAUUGACUCAUCUUACUGUUAUUGUUGUUAUUUAUUCUUGUGGUUCUAUUACUCAAGGAUUAUAAGGCCUGAAGUUGGGUUGGGGUGUUUUUGAUUAAAAAAAAAGUACUUUAA